Messenger RNA from Nycticebus coucang (slow loris), 5699 nucleotides. It is a transcript of the gene THOP1, whose product is annotated as thimet oligopeptidase 1. The record is from RefSeq and is a predicted model, not a curated record. The transcript has 13 exons. Bases 154 to 2217 code for a protein of 687 amino acids. Gene Ontology annotation, cellular component: mitochondrial intermembrane space. Lineage: Eukaryota; Metazoa; Chordata; Mammalia; Primates; Lorisidae. Gene Ontology annotation, biological process: peptide metabolic process; proteolysis. Gene Ontology annotation, molecular function: metalloendopeptidase activity.
CGUGCCCUGGGCGCGCGGGCGGCGGGUCUCUUAGUCUGCGGGCUGCAGCAGGGGCGGCUGGUUGGUAGCAAGGCGGCAGCUGUGGCGGCUGAGGCGGCUCGACGCGGAACAGGGGGAAGGAGGGAGAGGGCCAUCGGUGCAGAUCCGGCCGCCAUGAAGCCCCCCGCAGCAUGUGCAGGAGACGUGUUGGAUAUGGCAUCUUCGUGCUCUGUCGUGAACUACCUACGAUGGGACCUGAGUGCCCAGCAGAUAGGGGAGCUCACCAAGGAGCUCAUAGAACAAACCAAGCGCGUGUAUGACCAGGUGGGCUCCCAGAACUUCGAGGAAGUGUCAUAUGAGAGCACACUCAAGGCACUGGCUGACGUGGAAGUCACCUACACAGUUCAAAGGAAUAUCCUUGACUUCCCCCAGCACGUUUCUCCCUCCAAGGAUAUUCGGACAGCCAGCACAGAGGCGGACAAGAAGCUGUCUGAGUUUGAUGUGGAGAUGAGCAUGCGGCAGGAUGUGUACCAGAGGAUCGUGUGGCUCCAGGAGAAAGUUCUGAAGGACUCGCUGAGGCCAGAAGCAGCUCGGUACCUGGAACGGCUCAUCAAGCUGGGCAGGAGGAACGGGUUGCAUCUCCCCAGAGAAACUCAGGAAAAAAUCAAAAGCAUCAAGAAGAAGCUUAGUCUACUGUGCAUCGACUUCAACAAGAACCUGAACGAGGAUACAACCUUCCUGCCGUUCACACGUGAGGAGCUAGGAGGGCUCCCGGAGGACUUUCUGAACUCCCUGGAGAAGAUGGAGGAUGACAAGCUGAAAGUCACUCUCAAAUACCCCCAUUACUUCCCCCUCCUGAAGAAGUGCCACGUGCCUGAGACCCGGCGGAAGGUGGAGGAGGCCUUCAACUGCCGCUGCAAGGAGGAGAACUGUGCCAUCCUCAAGGAGCUGGUGACCCUGCGGGCCCAGAAGUCCAGCCUGCUGGGCUUCAGCACACAUGCAGACUAUGUCCUAGAGAUGAACAUGGCCAAGACUAGCCAGGCUGUGGCCGCAUUCCUAGAUGAGCUGGCACAGAAGCUGAAGCCGCUGGGGGAGCAGGAGCGCGCCGUGAUCCUGGAGCUAAAGAAGGCUGAAUGUGAGCAGCGAGGCCUACCCUUCGAUGGGCACAUCCACGCCUGGGACAUGCGCUACUACAUGAACCAGGUGGAGGAGACACGCUACCAUGUGGACCAGAACCUGCUCAAGGAGUACUUCCCCAUGCAGGUGGUCACCCAGGGGCUGCUGGGCAUCUACCAGGAGCUCCUGGGGCUGACCUUCGACCUGGAGGAGGGUGCUAGCGUAUGGCACGAGGAUGUGAGGCUGUAUGCAGUGCGGGAUGCGACCUCAGGGGAGGUGAUCGGCAAGUUCUACCUGGACCUCUAUCCGCGGGAAGGAAAGUAUGGGCAUGCGGCCUGCUUUGGCCUGCAGCCCGGCUGCCUACGGCAAGAUGGAAGCCGCCAGAUCGCCAUUGCGGCCAUGGUGGCCAACUUCACCAAGCCCACCCCAGAUACCCCAUCCCUGCUACAACACGACGAGGUAGAGACCUACUUCCACGAGUUUGGGCACGUGAUGCACCAGCUCUGCUCCCAGGCGGAGUUUGCCAUGUUCAGCGGAACGCAUGUGGAGCGAGACUUCGUGGAGGCGCCUUCACAGAUGCUGGAGAACUGGGUAUGGGAGGAGGAACCCCUGCUCCGGAUGUCGCGGCACUAUCGAACGGGUGGCACCGUGCCUCAGGCACUCCUGGAGAAGCUCAUCGCAUCCCGGCAGGCCAACACAGGUCUCUUCAACCUGCGCCAGAUCGUCCUUGCCAAGGUGGACCAGGCCCUGCACACGCAGACGGAUGCAGACCCAGCAGAGGAGUAUGCCCGGCUCUGUAAGGACAUCCUCGGGGUCCCUGCAACGCCAGGGACCAACAUGCCUGCAACCUUCGGCCACCUGGCAGGGGGCUAUGAUGCCCAGUACUACGGCUACCUGUGGAGUGAGGUGUACUCCAUGGACAUGUUUCACACACGCUUCAAGCAGGAAGGCGUCCUGAACAGCAAGGUCGGCAUGGACUACAGAAGCUGUAUCCUGAGGCCCGGUGGCUCAGAGGACGCCAGUGCCAUGCUGAAGCGCUUCCUGGGCCGUGACCCCAAACAAGACGCCUUUCUCCUGAGCAAGGGGCUGCAGGUGGGGGGCUGUGAACCACAGGCAUGCUGACACCCCAGCUGCCAGACUGCCCUGGUCCAGCCCACAUUCUGGCGCCCCAGUGCCUUAGCCUCCAGCAGGGCAGGGUAGGCUCCCGCACAGUGCCCAGGUAAGGCAGGUGUGCAGGGGUCAAGGAGAUGGCUCUCACCCCUCAUGAUCCUCAUGCCUCCACCAGAGGCUGCCCUGUGAGGUUUUGUGCUUGCGGCAUCUGGAGAGCUCUGGUGUCGCCCAGGGCCUUGUCUUUGUUGCACUAACAUGUCCCCUUCUUGGGAACACUAUUUGUUACAUGUGGGUUUUGCUUUGAAAUGUGGUCAUUAAAAAGGAAACAAAACAAAAAAACAAAACAAAACAGGAGAAAGGCUCCCUAUGGCUUCUGCCCUUUCUCUCCAUGGAUGGGAAUGUGGUGUUUCUGGUGAGCACUGGACAUUGUGAGGUCCAGCCCUUGGGCUCUGACCUGCCUGUAACCCCAGCCUGAAUUAAGACAAGCUUGGGGCUCUAGGGAACGGCUGAGCUGUUGGAGGGGGUGAAGCCCCAGGGGCUCAGGACCCCUGGAAGGGUUCCCUGUUGUGUUCAACCAAGCUGGACGGCUGGAGGUUCCACCAAGAGAGUUCUGCUUCCUCCUCACACCUCAUCUGGGAUUGUCCUGGAAAAUAUUUGGAGUCCUUCCCUCACUCCUCCUCCUUAUUGAGCUCUAGCGCUGCAGAACCAGGUCAGAGAAUCUGGAAGUCCAGGUAGCCUUAUCUGUGUACAGCAGCCAGUAGGGCCAGUUGGGGAGGCAGCUGCCCAUUUGCGUUCGCCAGGGGGAACACAUACUCCUGGGCAUCCACAGGAGAGACUUAGCUUAUUCUGGCUUCAGGACCAAAGACUCUGGGGAUUUACUUGACAUGAGCUGGCUUCUAAUCAGUGAAGCUGCUGGGAGCUCUGCCAUGGCCUCUGUUGGAUGACCUUGAAGACUUAACUAGGUCAGCCUUGGCUCAGAGGCUCCCAGUGCCUUGUCCUCCCUUGGCCCUUAGAAUCAUGACAAAGUCUUGACCAAGAGUAGGGUGGACUUCUUGGAUCUUCUGAAAAUUCCCCCAAAUGUCUCCAUAAUCUUGCUUUUUUGGGUCCUUGACCCCCUUAAGGAGGGGGUCAGAAGGGGACAGGAGGCCCCCCCUUAAGUCUAAGCACUGGCAUUUCCUCCUAUGCCACGAGUCUUCUCCUGAGUCCUCUGCAGAAGAGGCUGGUCAAUGGAACCAGUGACAUUCCUUGUUCCUAACCCAUCUUCUCAAGGCCAGAGCCACAGCCACAUGGCCACCUCUGGUCAUCACCUCAAUUAGGAUGGGAUUCUUUGGGCUGUGCUGUCUCCCUCAUCCCAUUUUCCCUGAGCCUGUGCACCUAGCUCUGCUUCCUGUGUCCACUUCUGUCCUUUAAACUCAGGGGGCAAAGGAUGAGUUUUCUCUUCGCAGAGCUGACAGGCUCCCCACAUGCCCAGGACCAGGUGCCUGGAAGGUGGGGAUUGAUGUCCAGAGUCAUGAUAGCUGUUGCUUAUGCUGAAAAUACCUGGGGCUUGAAAAAGGUAAAAAAAUGAGAGACCACAGCAGGGCUUCCAUGAGACAGAUGACGGGGGCAGAGCCCCUCAUUCUGGGCACAGGGGCAGCAAGUCUGGGGUACCCUUGCUGUCCUCUGUGCUAAGCUCACACUUGGUCCCCACCUCAUCCCUGUGCAAAAUCCAGAUGUGCCAUAGUACUCUCCAACCCACCCCCACUUCCCCCACCCCCCACCGUCCAUUGUGCUCUGAGUUAUUGGAGGAAUGGGGUUGCAGCCUCAGGCAGAUGGUCCCCUGUCCACCAGGGCUGCUGUCAUUGUAGCCUCUGGGGUCCAAACAGCUCCCAUAGCUGCCCAGCCACCCUCCUUUGCAGUGGCCUCAAGAGGAUAACCUGGUAUGAGGCUCCUCUAUCAAUCCAGCUUUUCAUUCUCCCUAGUCCCCUGCUGCUUCCCUGUGAGAAAAAAAGGGCACCUGGGUGUUUCCUGAACUUCAUAACUAUAAACUCAUCUGUUAGGUUUUGACAAAACCUGAAGGCAGAAAAGGUUUCUUCUAUAGCCACCUAUACAACCCUGGGGCUGGUGGGGUAGAGGUGGGCCUCUGGCUUUUCCCUGGGAUCUCCUCCCUGCCCCAGGCUUCCCAGUUGUUGGGUUUUUAUUUCCUACUCUGAGAAGAGCUGGGCUUUCUGGUAGCGUCAGGCAGGCUCCCUCUUCUCUCCCUGGACAUUCCCCCAAAUCACAGGAGGGUGAUAAGGGGGUGGCCAUUGUUGGACUCUGUGGCCACAGAACAACAGGUCUGUGGCUUCAGGACCAAGCAGGCACUGCUGCGUCCUCACUGCUCCCGGGGUUGGUGUCACUGUCCCUGUGUGCUGGAUGUCUCAGGAUCAGAGCCUGCAUCUGCUUCCCAAUCAGCAAUAUCAGCUGAAGGCCAUGGCCUCUAAUAGCCCAUGUGGGGCCUCAGCAUUGAGGCCCUUCUCAGUAUGAAAUGCAACUUCAAUGCAGAUACUGAUGGGCAGCUUGAAGGUGGGUCAAGUGCUGGGUUUGCGGGAGGGAAGGCCUGGGUUCAACUCUUAGAGUAGCCUUGGGGGGUGGGGGGCCGGUGCCCGAGUGGCAUCCUGGGUUCUAAGCUCACUGUGGCUGUACACCAAGCAUGGGUCUUUCUAGGUUGCCACAGGCCAAUGUCAUGCUAUCCCCACCUGAACUUGCCUUUCCAGGGAGCUUUCCUUUCCCUUGCUCUGCAAGGUCAAGAAAGCAGAUCUGGCUUAGUAACUAAAGGGAGAUCACAUGCAGGUGGUAUGGGCCGUCCCACAACACUUUGUGGGUGGGACUGUGACUCCUUUUGGAUCAUUUGAGUCAGUGCAGUCUGGCCUGUAACUUUUGUUAAACCCAUUAAAGAACUUUAUUGAACUUGAAACGCGGAGCCUGUUGGAGUUGGAAGCCAAAGGACACAGAGGAAGCCAGGGCUGUGGUUGAGGCCUGCCCCCCAUUGUCACCCAAGUGCUGCUAUCUCAGUCCACAUUGGGAACCAAUCUAGUUACCUGAAUCAACAAAUUCCCAUUUUUUUGCAGGAGAAUCAUUUGAGCCCUGGAGUUUGAGGCUGCAGUGAGCUAUAAUGAUGCCACUGCCCGCUAGCUGGGCAAGUGAGACCCCAUAUCUCAAUAAAUAAAUAAAUAAAUAUAAUUUAUCAAUAGUGAGACCCCAUAUCUCAAUCAUAUGGGCAACAGUGAGACCCCAUCUCUCAAUAAAUAAAUAUCAAUAAAUAACUUAUUUUAUUAAUUAUUAAAUUAUACAUUUAUCAUGUUAUAUAUUUAUACCUAAUAUGUAAAUUUUAUAUAAAAACGUAAAUAUUCUAUAACUAAUGUAUUAGUACAUAGUUAAUACGUAUUAAUAUAUUUGUUAUAAUACGUAUGAAUAUAUUUAUGAAUUUUACAUGUAGUGUUAGUAUACAAUUAUGUAUUACUAAAAUAUAUUAU